Molecule: messenger RNA, 2494 nt
Organism: Paramacrobiotus metropolitanus
Lineage: Eukaryota; Metazoa; Tardigrada; Eutardigrada; Parachela; Macrobiotidae
Product: basic salivary proline-rich protein 2-like
Exons: 8
Coding region: 403-2130 (575 amino acids)
Source: RefSeq, a predicted model, not a curated record
UUCAUGACUAAUCGCACAUUACCAACAAGACCAAAAACCUAUACUAUACCAUAAAGGCCAGCUGACUGAACUGACAGUGAACUGCCACCGCACAAUGUCAGGUCAACAGUUUCUUUGCAAUCCAAAACACACACCGAUUUCCCUGAUCAUGACGAAAUUGAUUUCUUAGCACAACAUUACGAAAUCCCUUUUGAUCUUUCGGAUUUGUAUCGGCUGCCAAAUAAUUAUCAUCUGGGCAAAUAUUACACACGCACGCUUCCAUCUACGAUUUUUUCUGUCUCCUGUCAGCCGUUGUAAUUCUGCGUGGAAUUUAUCCAUCAUCUUCUUGAUCUUCCCGAUCUAGUUGUAUUCUGUGGGUGAUCGGUUAUCGGAAGGGAUAUUGUUUACGUACCACUUCACAAAAUGGCACUAGUUGAUUCAGCCCUUGCGGAUUUUGACCAGUUGCACAUUAGCGAUCCGGAUGGACAGGAGGCUGCCGGUUUUGGCGGCCCCCCGCCGCCACCCGGCCCGCCUCCUCCUCCGGGCGGUGCUGGACCAGCACCUCCCCCACCGCCUCCUCCUCCUCCAGGUCCCGGAAUGUUGCCGACAUACAAACAACAGAAAGAACAGGCAGACCAAGAGUCCGGAAAAAGCCUGGCAGAAAAACUGAGCGGUGGAAAGAAAUCGGAAUCAAAGCCAUUUAAUUAUGGCAUCACUGCUGAUCAGCUGAAAACUCCAAGCGCAAUCAAGCGGGAAAAUGCGGCACGCGCAGCGGAAGGCACCCUUGGCACAUCGCCCUCCAGUUCGCGCCCAUCGACACCGGCUUUCAAUCGGGAUAGACGGCCCUCGGGAGAGCAGACCAACGGACAGCCAGCCGCGGGCGUGGGCAGCAUUAAAUCUCUGGCGAGUCAGAUACAAUCUCUUCAGUCGCGCCCUGCAGCUCCGGUUGCGGAUUAUACUUCGUCCAGUCCGCCAUCGAACAGCGUCCCAGUACCACCGGCCCACAGCUACAAUGCAACGUCUAUCUCGCCACUGGCCACGCCCAACAGGACCCACACCCCGAUUGCGGAACAGUAUCAAGACGGAAGUGGGCAGUAUGGUCAGCGAGCGCCUCAACAGUUGGUAACAUCCAGUUCAGUGCGAGCUAAACCGGCGUCGCCUUCUCCAGCUUAUGAUCGACUUUCGGAAUGGGCUACUAGCGCUCCCAGCGAUGAUGAGGGAGUCGGAUUUUCGUCGCCGUCACCGUCAUUCGGCUACUCAAAUCCAGCAGCCCAGUCCAGCCAACCCUACCGGCAACCGGAAGCGCACGCUUAUUCACACAGUCCAUACCAGCCACAAGCACCGGCAACCUCGCAUCAACCCCAACCACAAGCGCAGCAGUACCCUUACAAGUCAACCGCUACCCUUGUUCGUCAGGACAGUCAAGGAGAGAAAUCGAGAGCCGCCCAGAUGAUGGAGCAGAUCCGCACCAACUACACGAGCGGCGCCGGUGCUCCUUUCCAGCAAACGCAACCCUUUGAACCGACGCCGUACAAUUCACCAUUUCGAACUCAAGGAAAUUCAUACAAUCAGCCUCAGACACAGACGCAGCAGCAGCCAUCAAGAAGUGUCGGCGGUUAUCCACAAAAUUACAACAAUCAGAAUGCCUACAGCCAACCCGCGUACAAUGGAUCAAGCUCUCCUUACAAUCAACAGCCAAGCCAGCACAAUUUUCAGUCAGGACCACCAUCUUCGCAUCAGCAUGUUUAUCAAACACAAACUUCAAAUCCAGGAAACCAGCAAUAUGUCAAUCAAAACUUUCACCGGCCUCCGCCGGAACCGAAGUCUUACGCGACACUUCCAUUUUCUACCUUUGUGACACCGUCAAAUGUCGAUUUUGAUACCGACUCCAGGUCCUGGGGCAGUGCGCCGUUUGGACGCAAUGUCUCCCAGCCGGCACCUCCACGAUACACUAGUCAACUGCGAACGGAAAUCCAGCUGCCUGUGCAGCAUCACUCCAGUGUUCCCAUGAAUACCGGUGGAUAUUCGAAUUAUUCGCAGCCGCAGCAGUCUUUUGAGCGCGUGAUACCGGUGCAGAUUCAGUACCAACAAAUGCCGUCCCAUCAAAACCGAUCAGAUCAAUGGAGACAACAUGGAUUAUCAGAUUUCUGAACAAACUUACAAUUAAACACCCGCUAAUUUUUAUUCUUGUACUACGCGAAACUGGCCGUAUGAGGCGUGACACUGCAUGAGUAAGCCAUAUGCUUUGCUAAUCCAAGCUACUGCGCAUUGUUACGCGCUUCUUGUACGACACCUUUUGAUAUGUCUUAUCACCGGUGAAAAAUAUGUUUGUCAUAAAAUAUUAUACCCAAGUCUUAUCCAAGCGAGCAGCGUUACUUAUUACGUGGAAGUCUACUAAUAAUUCGCUAAUAAUUUGGUUUAACGUGCUAUGUGCGUCGAAUUUAUUUGAGCUCAAUUCAGCCGUCACCGAAACACUGAAAGCUUUCAGCUGUUCCAUUAGUUUCCGUUUAGAAAA